Closterium sp. Yama58-4 is the source of this 1389-nucleotide messenger RNA. The record is from the annotation of a GenBank genome assembly. Lineage: Eukaryota; Viridiplantae; Streptophyta; Zygnematophyceae; Desmidiales; Closteriaceae.
AUGACGAAGGUUUACCAGGCGUGGAAAGGCAGCAAUCGUUUCUUGUGCUGGGGGCGUUUCAUCUUCGGCCCGGACGUACGUUCGCUGGUCAUCUCCUUCGUCCUCAUCCUCGUGCCCGGCACACUCUUCUGCAUCUUCGUUGCUGCACCCUACGCGGGGAAGCUUCCAGGAGGCAUCGCUGUGCUCCCCGUUUCUAUCUGCUUCGUCAUCUGGAAUCUUUUCAUCCUGCUCGUGACAGCGAGCAGGGACCCGGGCAUCGUACCUCGCAACCUCGUGCCACCACAGCCAGAUGAGGAGGCGGGGGAGCAGGGAGCGGGAGGGGCGCCGAAGAAGCUGCCACGAGCCAAGGAGGUGGUGGUGAACGGCCACACGGUCAAAGUGAAAUACUGUGACACGUGCCUGCUGUACCGGCCGCCCAGAUGCUCCCACUGCAGCAUAUGCGACAACUGCAUCGAGAAAUUCGACCACCACUGCCCGUGGGUGGGGCAGUGCAUUGGCCGGCGCAACUACCCCUUCUUUUUCCUCUUCGUCACCACCACCACGCUGCUCUGCAUCUUCGUCUUCACCCUCUCAGCCUUCUACAUCAAACUCCUCGUAGACAACUCCUACCCGGGCGCCAGCGGAGAGAGCAUAUCCCUUUUAGAGGCGCUGGGAAAGGGGUACAUGGCGGCGGUGCUGAUGGUAUACACGUUUAUCAUGGUGUGGUUCGUUGGCGGGCUGACGGGCUUCCAUUCCUUCCUCAUCUCGCGCAACCAGACCACAUAUGAGAACUUUCGAGCGCGCUAUGAGAAGAAAGCCAAUCCCUACAACCGUGGCUGCCUGCGCAAUUGGCGCUCCGUGCUCUGCUCGCCCAUCCCUCCCUCCCGCCACAACUUCCGAGCCGACGCCCCCGAACCUCCCCCCGCCGUACCUCCCGUUACCGACCCUGCCUCCUCUUCCAACCGUGCUCUGAUACCAACGGCGAAUACCAACGGGCACGCGCAUGACGACGCGCAGAGGAACGGAAACGGGGUGCCGUACAUGAAUGGUUUGGUCCCCUAUGCCCCGUAUGCUCAGUACAAUUCGACGCCAUCACCAGUCAAUAAGAGGCAGUCAGAAUAUGAUUUAGUAGAAGCAACACGACUGACAGAUGACGAAGGAGGGAGGAUUGCGGAUCAGAUAGUGGAGCUUGGGAGAAUGCCGGAUGGUUAUAUGGCAGGUGGAGCCGGGGACGAGAGUGUGGAUAGCAGUGGCGUGCCGAGGAGUGUGAGUGGGGGCGGGAGGCGGAGUGGGAGUGGGAGGCGGAGAGGGGAGGAGAUUGCGGUGCUGGAAGGAAGUGAAGGGAAGGAACGGAGAGAUGAAGCGGGUGGUGGUGAAGAGGUGGUGGUGGAUGUGCCAAGUGCAGGGUGA